GGAUGAAACCCUGACAAAGGAGGAACUGCUGCACUCUUUCUGUGACAUUCAGGAGAAGGUCAUGUUCCACUUCAGUCUGACAUAGAGGAAUGAGUCACUUGACCGGCGCGAAGGGAAACGAUUAGAUCAUGUCGGAGUUCUGGCUUAUUUCUGCUCCAGGAGACAAAACAAAUCUGCAGGCUUGGGAGAGGAUGAACACAGUGACAUCUAAAUCCAACCUGUCCAGCAACAGCAAAUUCCGUAUUCCAGACUUAAAGGUUGGGACACUGGAUGCUCUUGUUGGACUCUCAGAUGAGUUGGGAAAACUUGAUAGCUUUGCUGAAAGCGUAAUAAAGAAAAUAGCCCAGUAUAUAGGAGAAGUUAUGGAGGACUCAAAAGAUAAAGUCCAUGAAAAUCUUCUGGCCAAUGGAGUUGACCUAAUUAGCUAUCUGACCCGGUUUGAGUGGGACAUGGCCAAAUAUCCCAUAAAGCAGCCACUGAAAAAUAUAUCAGAAGCAUUAGCAAAGCAAAUCACUCAGAUAGAAGCAGACCUGAAGACCCGAGCAGCUGCAUACAACAACAUUAAAGGAAAUUUGCAAAGCCUGGAAAAAAAAACUAUGGGAAAUCUGCUGACCCGGACUCUAGCAGACAUUGUGCAUAAAGAAGACUUUGUUCUGAAUUCUGAGUAUCUUAUCACGCUCCUAGUCGUAGUGCCAAAGUCAAGCUAUGUGCAGUGGCAGAAGACCUAUGAGUCCCUCUCUGAUAUGGUAGUGCCUCGCUCCACAAAAAUGAUUGCUGAAGAUGCAGAGGGAGGACUCUUCACAGUCACCCUGUUCAGGAAGGUGAUGGAUGACUUCAAGGCUAAAGCCAGAGAGAACAGGUUCAUGGUUCGAGAAUUUUAUUUUGAUGAGAAAGAACUGCGAUGUGAGAAAGAAGAGCUGAUGAAAUUAGCUUCCGAUAAGAAGCAGCAGUACGGCCCAUUACUGCGCUGGCUCAAAGUGAACUUCAGUGAAGUAUUCGUGGCUUGGAUCCACGUGAAGGCCUUGAGAGUCUUCGUUGAGUCUGUGCUGAGGUACGGCCUCCCAGUAAAUUUCCAGGCGAUGCUGCUGCAGCCCAACAGGAAGUCUGUGAAACGCCUGAGGGAUAUCCUGAACGUGGUCUUCAAACACCUGGAUGAAGUAGCAGCAGCCAGUAUCAUGGAUCCUGGCAUGGACAUCCCUGGUUUACAGCUGAGCAGCCAGGAGUACUACCCGUACGUCUACUUCAAGAUCGACCUCAGCCUCCUUGACUGCAGCUAG
This is a messenger RNA of Tinamus guttatus (white-throated tinamou), 1277 nucleotides long. NCBI's taxonomy places the organism in Eukaryota, Metazoa, Chordata, Aves, Tinamiformes, Tinamidae. The record is from RefSeq and is a predicted model, not a curated record.